GGAGGGGGGGCAGCACUACACCACAGCAAGACUUGGGGGCCGCAGCUCGAGAGUGGGGAGAGCCCCGUUAGUGGCGGCGCAAGGCGGAAGGGCACGGGGCUCUGAGGGGGGGAAACCACAGCGGCCUCUCAGUUUCAUUCUCCCCUCAUUCUCCAGUUCUGAGAUCAGACCUGAGAGAUGGCAACAAGAGUGGAUGUGACUUUCACUUUCAGAUUCUGAAUACAGGAUUUGAGCUCAGCUGUGAAAAAUAUGGGAGACGACAGGCCAUUUGUGUGCAAUGCUCCAGGCUGCGGACAGAGGUUUACAAAUGAGGACCACCUGGCGGUUCAUAAACUCAAGCAUGAGAUGACAUUGAAAUUUGGUCCUGCCAGAACGGACUCAGUCAUCAUAGCAGAUCAGACUCCAACACCAACCCGUUUUCUGAAGAACUGUGAGGAAGUUGGCCUCUUCAAUGAGUUGGCAAGUUCAUUUGAGCAUGACUUCAAGAAAGCCACAGAAGAUGAUGAGAAAAAGUGUUCUGGACCCCUGGAUAUGUCUCUGCCCUCUACCCCAGAUAUCAAAAUAAAAGAGGAAGAGCCCGUUGAAGUGGACUCUUCCCCUCCAGACAGUCCAGUGGCAAGUCCACGGUCACCGCAGGCCAAGGAAAAGGAGAGUGCUUCAAAGCCUGUUAUCAUCUCUACACCUACUCCAACCAUUGUACGUCCUGGGUCACUGCCACUGCACUUGGGAUAUGAUCCUCUACAUCCCACUCUCCCUUCUCCAACCUCUGUCAUCACCCAAGCGCCACCUUCCAACAGACAGCUUGGGUCUCCAACUAGCUCCAUACCACUUGUCAUGCACCUUGUGAAUGGACAAACCAUGCCUGUUCUUCCUGGCCCUCCUGUUCAGAUGCCUUCUGUCAUAUCGCUAGCGAGGCCAAUGUCCGUGGUGCCAAACAUUCCUGGUAUUCCUGGUCCUCCAAUUGCCAGCAGCGGCUCCAUUUCACCAUCAGGCCUUCCAGUGCAUUCAGAAGCUAAAAUGAGGCUGAAAGCCAGCCUGACACAAGGUGUUACUUCCUCGCUAAACGGCAGCGGCAUGGUAGUGGGGUCAGCAAGCACAAUGGUGACCUCUCACCCUGAACAAGGUCAAAUACUCAUCCAGCACCCCGAUGCACCUUCUCCAGCCCAACCACAGGUUUCUCCAGCUCAGCCCACGCCUAGCACAGGAGGUAGGCGAAGACGCACAAUGGAUGAAGAUCCAGAUGAACGCCGGCAGCGUUUCUUGGAGCGGAACCGUGCUGCGGCCUCCCGUUGCCGCCAGAAACGCAAGCUCUGGGUAUCAUCCUUGGAGAAGAAGGCAGAAGAACUCACAACACAGAACAUCCAACUAAGUAAUGAAGUUACACUAUUAAGGAACGAAGUUGCUCAACUCAAACAGCUACUGUUGGCUCACAAGGAUUGCCCAGUCACUGCAUUACAGAAGAAAACACAAGGUUAUCUCGAAAGCCCCAAGGAGAGCUCUGAGCCGACUGGUUCCCCUGCUCCUGUCAUCCAGCACAGUUCUCUGACGGCCUCCCCAAACGGGCUGAAUGUUCGCUCUGCAGCUGAAGCUGUUGCCACUUCGGUCCUCACUCAGAUGGCAAGCCAAAGGACAGAACUGAACGUGCCUAUGCAGUCGCACGUCAUUAUGGCUCCGCAGUCCCAGUCUGCUGGCAGAUGAUGUCACAAACCACAUGACACAGAACUUCCCAAUAAGAACUUGCAGCAGGAGAGACUGAUCAUAACUAAGCCCCUUGAUCAAUCUGGGGUGGAUACAGGUUUUUGUUUUUGUUCAAGUGAGUUAAGGGCAGCUAAGGAGCUUCUAAACAGUCUAUCCCACACAGAUCCUGGCCCAAAGCUGUUCUCGUCACGUGACCAUCUGUUUCUUUAGGAUGACUUCAGGCUGAGCAGCUUCACCAUCUCCCAAGCAUGAUCAGCCAUCAUACGCAUUGCCUUGUUCAGCGUGGUCUUAAUGGUUAAUGUUCAGGUAUAAGUUGUGCUAACACUAAGCCUCCCUUAGCUUGGCUACUUACGGUGCUUUUUUGAGUUGGCCCCUUUAGCGAAGGAAAGCAGCUCUUGGAAGAGGCUGGGACAUGUUGCUGGAGCUGCCCGUUUGGGGUUUCUUUUUUCCUUUUUAGCAUCCCGCUGCUUUCAUACAUCUCUGGUGUGUCUUCUACCACUUUCACUGGCCCUUCAGUUCUGCACUUUCACACAGGACUCCAGUUCAAGGCUCUGAAGGUGGUAGCCUCCAUGACUUUGUGGGUUUGAUAUUUACCAUCCCACCCGUCCCCAAAUUACUUGUCAAGCAAGAAAGAACCUUCACCAUUAGCUGCUGUGAUUUCUGGGUGUUUUGCAGUGGAAACGGCAAACUUUUUUGUGUGCUGCACAGAUUGUGUAGUCUGUGGCCCUGCAUAGGAUCAGGCCUGUGUUUAUUCUCCUCGGUCACCCUUUAGCUGGUACAGAUUUCAGUACCCGAGGAGCUCUAUUUUGGGGGCUGAAGAGGAAAGAGAAAGGUCUUAAUCCUCAUGACUGUGAAGGUAACCAUGGCUUACGUACCACGCAGCCUGCAGAUGGAAGUGGGGAGCAUGUGCACUGCCUCCAUCCUUCUCCAAACCAUGUUGGCAGGCUUAGUGGCAGCAUGGGAGGCUCCGUGCCAAUGGUGUGCUGCCUCAGAGCAGCUCCACCCAACUCCCAGGAUUCCCAGUGAGGGUUGGGCGAAGCUGUCCUGGCACAGUGCCGUUUGCAUGGAGCUUCCCACACCGUCACUAGCUGCACCCAUGUGGUUUGCAGGAGGACGGAGGCAGCACACAUGCCGCCCAUUUGCAUCCGCGGGUAGCUGUGCCGUGUGUACGCCUAUGAAAGCACAUUGGGAAGUGACACCUAGAGUGUCAGAUGCCAGGAGGAGGGUGAACAGUGAUCAGAGGGCAGAACUUUAGCACACUGCAGAGCUUCUCGUUCCUUCUCAAGUCUGGCAGAAGAAUAAAUUAAGCAACUUGAGGGUGUAGAAAUGGGGGGAAAUAUGCAGACUGUAUGCCAUCCUAUGCUUAAUGGUAGGCUUCCCUGAGUUUGCAAGGUACCUGGCUGCUGUCUGUCUGUCUCUCUGUCUGUCUGUCUGUCAUACAAAGUUGAGCUGGGAUGAUACAGGACUUGCCUUGCUGCAGAGUCUCUCCCAGGUCACAAAUCUGAAAGACUUCAAAAUGCUUUUAAAUUCUGCACAUUUCAGUCGAUCAGCUGUCACAUUUAACCUGAUGAUCUUAUUAAGACUUGUGGCCUUAAAUCAUGAACUGUUUGUUUUGAAAAUGAGAAGAUUGGACAUGUAUUCCAACCUGCUUUCCCUCUUUUUCUUCUUUCUAAUGGUUUCUCCCUUUGCUUUGGGUAACGAUGCAUCCAUUGCCUCUCAUCCACCCCUUACAGAACAAAUGCAGGAUUCCUGGAUCAUCACUGAAAUGAGGUAGAUUUAAAACAAAAAUCAAACUUGACAUUUUAAAGGCACUUGGAAUUGUUGCUUCUGGAUGCCUCUGUAUAUUGCCAAAGCUCUGUGUGUGUGUGUGUGUCCGUGUCCUUUUGGCCUUGACCUCUUGCUACCUGGGUAAUUGUUGUCUAUUUCUAGCUUGAAUUUUGAGCAAGAGAGGAGGGUGCUAUGUGAUAUUUGUGCUACAGCUGUUAGCAUAUGACUUCAUAGAAUGCCCAUUUUUCAUUAUUCACGUUUUCCCCACAUCUUGGCAAGUGUACUUUAUAGAAUAAACAUACACAUACUUAUAUAAAAUCUAUUCAGGGCCAGCAGUAUCCACAGCAUGACGUGGACAUGUUGAAAUGAGUGCAGAUUUUCCUCAAUGAGGAGGCUCUCUUAUCCCUCUUCUCUUUCUAGCUUCUCAGUGCCUCACCAUCAUUGUUUCUCCACCUGUUUCCUUGCUUUACCAUGAUCUUUCUUCAGUGACUUUAUUUUUCCUUUUCCUUCCUCAUUUGUUUAAAAGCAGCAAGAAACUCACUCUGUCCGCAGAUUUCUAGUAGGCAUUUCAGACAUUCUGUCACUUGUCUUCCCCUCCUGCUCCCAGAUCAUUUGAUACGUUGAAAAUGCACAUAGGCCAGGACUAUGGGUAUAACUUGUCCCAACAGGGUAUCUGUUUCCUUAGUGACAGCUCCGAUAAUAACACGCAGCAGGUGCAGCCAGGAUCCUCUAAGGAUAAUAGAACAGGAAAGCAGCUUAGAGGAUAGAGGAAAUAAUGUGAUUUUUUUUUCUUUGCCCCUUUCAAAGCUCAACUCUGCUGUGUGUGUCUAUUAAAAACAUUUCAGAGUCCUUUUCAUUAUUGAAUAAAUACCACAAAGGGUCAGAGAGGCACUAGAGAAACCAGUCUUUAGGAUGGAGCAUGCAGAAGAAAAAAGGAAUCCAGGUAGAGUUGAAUCAGAAAUCUGAAUUAGUACCACAUUUCUUAUUAACAGUCACUAUGUGUGAUGCUGCACUAUCAUGAAAGAGAAUGGUGUAGUGGUAGCAGCAGCAGCACUAUUGCAUUUGUUUCUGUCCUGCUUUUACAACAUUCUUUUUAAAAAUACUUCUAUACCAUUUUUCAACAAGAAGCACUCUCAAAGGGGUUUUACAUAAAGGAAUGGGGAAAUGCUUCUGUGUCCCAAAGGAAUUCACAGUCCCUAAAAGGAAACGACCACCACUGGGAGGGACACUGUGCUAAGCUGAAUAGGAGCAGUUGUUAUCCCCCUGAGAAAUAUGAGAGCUAUCACUUUAAAAAGUGCUUCUUUGCCCAGUUAGCAGGGGUGAAUGUGAUCAAAGGGCCAUUGAUCAAGCCGCCUCCUACUGAAUCACCCAGUGGAUCCAUAGUAGCUCACAUAAUGUAGUUAGAGGACUUCCCCCUGUGGCCUGAGAUUGUUUUAGCUAGAGAUGCUGUAGACGGAACCUGGGACAUUCAGUAUGCAUAGCAAGUGUGUUCUGCACCCCAUGCAAUGGCUCAUCUCCUAAGCUGUAUUCGGACAUUAUGUUGUACAUAUGUACAAGUGUCCAUAUGCAUGCACAUAUAUUUCUGUAAAUUGCUGUACAUGCCAUCAUUUAAAAAGUGGACCUGGGUACAGGUUCCCUCCAAUGAUAGGCCUCCCUCAAAUGCAGGGUACAGAUAGGAAGUAUACUAUUGUAUGUGUGCUGAACGUUAUAUGUGAAUAACUGUACAAGCAUACAGACCUGUACAUGCAUGCACUAUACAUAUAUUAGACAUGCACUGAACAUAAUGUGUGGAUUGGGCUCUAAUUGGUAUAUCUUGAUUAGAACAGUUCCUGGUUAAAUGUCCAGUAGAACGUCCUUAAGCAAGCCUCAAGAGCAAGGGUGCACGACUCAAAUGCCCUGGUGGACUGCAACCAACCAUGGCUUGGUAUGCGGUCGGGAUGUGCACAAACCGGCAGAUGGCCGGUUCAGCACCAGGAGGCUCCCGGGGGAGGGUGCUUCCCACCCCAGCCACGUUUCCCCCGCCGGCACCUUUGAAAUAGCUGGCGAAGGGCAGCAGUGUACCUCCUUGCCACCCCGGUCAGUGUCAAACCGGAAAGGCCCGACACGCAUGCGCACCGCACCUUCAAACUGGUUCAGUGGUCCACAGAAGGACAGCUGGACCAGUUUGUGCAGAUCCCUAGUGUGUGGGGGCCAAGGUCAAUUUUCAGCAUAAUUAUUGCAUUAACAUUAAUUAUUAAAAAAUAAAGCAGUUAGUAAAAAAAAUUUUUAAUUUAAGAAAGACAUAAAGACAGAGAGAAUGAGACAUGUAAAAUGUAACUGAAAACACAAACCAAAUCUAUAUGUGAACUAUUGAUGGGCAAGACCAAAACUCCUCUUGGGUUGUGUUAAACCACCAGCCCCCGGACCUCCUUUGUCCAUAAUCGCCUCCUCUCUCUCCCCCCACAGCUAGGUAUGUAAGCUUCCCAAGCCCUGGGCACUUCCCUCCCACAAGCCCCGAUCUGAAGGAUCUCCAAUCGGUUCUUGGGCUGGCACUUGAGUCCUUGUGGGACCUGCAUUCCAGUUGGCCAUCAAGAGCAGCAGCCGCCCACCCUGGCAGCCCACUGUCGCAUUCCCCUUGUCAGCAAGCCCCAGCACAGCACCUGAUGAGAAGCCUGGAUGGGUCCACAAGGAGGGAGGCUGGCUGACUGCUGCCCUUCCUCUAUUCUGACUGCGGCUUGGUAGGACACUUGCCCAUGGGGUAGGCCGGCUGCCGCCAUGCUCUGCUGCUGGUGCCUGCCACACCGGCAAUGAAGCAAGGGGGGGGGGGCGGCUGCUGGGUGCACCACAUGCUCUGCAGGGAGCAACCAAGAGGAGUUGCUGCUGCUGCUGCUGCAAUUAACCCUUUCCAGGCCAAAAUCCUCCUAGGGAGCUAGCAGACUGACCAACUGCCAGCACUCCUUCUGCCUGCUCCACUCCAGGAAGACAGCAACUUAAAGUCCCAGUGGAAGCCCUGCGGUCCAGCAAAAACAAGCCUUGUGGGCCAGAUCUGGCCUGCAGGCCUCGUGUUGUGCAGGCCAGCCACUCCUGGGCCCCUUACCUGUCCUCCACCCCUGCUGCUCACGGUGACUGUCAGAACUCUCGUCUCUAACAGUCCGGUUUCUUUAUGAGCUUGUGCACAAACAUGUACAGAAUUGUAAGGUGAUAUGACAGCUGGGAUUAUCAUUUCAGAAAAGGAAGGCUUUGCAGACUUUGCAAACCACCUUGUGGUUUGGUGGUUCUUGUAUGGCCCGCAAGCUGCCUGUUAAGUGGUGGGACUGCUAGAAACCCACAUCAAUUCUAAAUGUCAAAUUUGCUGAAUGGGAUUCAUAGAUUUUUCCAGGAUAGCACAGGGGUCAUCUCAGGCUUUACAAAUGGCAGUUGUAGGACUAUAUUUGGAAUCCCAAGAGCUGUUUACGGCUCACAACAUGGGGCUUAUGCCAGCCCAGUAGAAUUUUGACUUUGCCUUCCUGAAUAGCUGAUGCAUAUACACACACACCCCAUACCAUAUGGGAAACUGCUUUUGAAUUGUCCUUUGUUUCAAAAGCAGCCAGCCACAUGGCAUGGGGGCAGGGUUGCUGUUUGCGAAAAGCAAGUUUUUAAGCUCCUCCUGGACUCAUAGAACUGGUUCGUGGAUCUUUGGCCCUGGCUUAUAUGUCUGUGAACUUGCUUCUCAGUAGUUGCAAUCCAUCAUUGUGUCAGGGAUCCAGUGAAACAUAUAGAACAGAGGCAAGGCAUUCUAUGUCUUAUCCCUAAUAUAUAUUCAUAUACUUGUCCUAACAUUUUUUUUAAAAAAACCAGAAGGUGGUAGAUGUUGCCAGUAGUUAUUAGAUGUCUGUAGCUACUGCUUAGAGGAACACUCUGAAAGUCCAUGUGGAGGAGAGCUGGUCUUGUGGUAGCAAGCAUGACUUGCCCCUUAGCUAAGCAGGGUCCACCCUGGUUACAUAUGAAAGGGAGACUAGAAGUGUGAGCAAUGUAAGAUCUUCCCCUCAGGGGAUGGAGCUGCUCUGGGAAGAGAGCAGAAGGUUCCAAGUUCCCUCCCUGGCAGCAUCUCCAAGAUAAGGUUGAGAGAGAUUCCUGCCUGCAACCUUGGAGAAGCCGCUGCCAGUCUGUGAAGACAAUACUGAGCUAGAUAGACCAGUGGUCUGACUCAGUAUAUGACAGCUUCCUGUGUUCCGCGGUCUGAGGUCAAAAUAUAAUGUAUCCAAAGCCCUUAGAAAAGCACAAUAUCCCAUUCUAAUUCCUGUGUGUUAAAUCAAUGGCUGCUUAAGUACAAGACAGGUUCUUUUGGCAUAGAAGACCUAGAUACACAAUAAGCCCUUCUCUGCAGUUGAACUCCAGAGGAGUUCAGUGCUAAGAACCUUGCAGAAGCUGUGCUUUACCUUAACAAAGUGAAGCCUAUAUAGGAGAUGCUGACUAGGGGUGCAGGCAGAGGGAAAGCUUGAGGAGCAACUCCUCACUUAAAUGUUUGAAAGGAAGAGGAAAGACACUUGAGGGGGAGGGGAGAACAUGCAUUUUGGGGAUUUACGAAAUGGGAUAUUAGGUUUGUAGGGGGGAAAUUGCAUAAAAUGGGGGAGGGGUUUCCCCCUCAAAUGCUUAGCGCUCAGUGUGCAGAUCCCCUAUAUCUACCAAAGGUUUAUGAUGUACUUACACAGACCUCCCUGUCCAGUAGACAUAAAAGGCAAAUUGUUUCUAUAAAGAACAGAAAACUAAAGACAAUUAUUCAUUGUGACCGAUCUAAGAAUACUGCUUUACUAAUUAACUCAUUAUUCUGAUGGUCAAGGCCCCCCCACCCUCAGGGCAAAUAAAGUUGUGUCGUUGAGUCGGUGUCGACUCCUGGCGACCACAGAGCCCUGUUGUUUUCUUUGGUAGAAUAUAGGAGGGGUAUUGCCAUACCAUUGCCAUCUCCCGCACAGUAUGAGACGAUGCCUUUCAGCAUCUUCCUAUAUCACUGCUGCCCGAUAGAAGUGUUUCACAAAAUCUUCCUGUGUUGCUGAGCAGUCCACUACAGGGUACUAACCUUACUGGUUUGAUUUUAUGUCUGUCUGAUGCUGAAAACCUCAUGCUAACAGAAAGGGAAAAUAAGUGCCUUGAUAUUCCCAGGCAUUGUUGAGCUACAUAUACUUGCUAUAAAGUUUCAUGUAGACAGGAGAAUAACCAGUCCUUUGGUUGCAAAAUAUAAAAGCGAAGAGGGGAUCCUGAGCUCCAGUCUUGAAUAUUGUUGCCCCAGAUCACCCAUCGGUAGUGCCCCUAUAGUGGUAGUAUUACAAAGGGGCUUAUGAUACACUGGCAUGAUAAGGGGUACUCCCUAUUAUUAACUUCAUUUGCUAGUGCAGCAAGUUUUUUAGGUCAAGCCUCAAUGCAUGUGUCAAAAUGUUAUGAAAUCUUAACUGUGAACUGCUUUUUUUGCCCUUUUUAACAGACAAUUUUGUAUUAAAUACGUAUCUUACAGUCAUUAGCAACAACGAAAGUUCUUUCUUUUGUUUUUGUCUGCUAUGCACACAGUCACUUGCGUUCCCUGGAUAGCCGGCUAAUGAUGAUUAAUACCCACUUAAAUUUUCAUCUCCAGCUGGAGAUAAUUUGCUCCUAUCUUUUCUCUUUUGGUCAUGUUCAUCAUCUCUCAGUACUUUCCCAACUUAGAGAGUCUCUAGCUGCUUUUAGAAACAUUUUUGCUCUCCUUCCUUUCUCUGGAGAUUUUUUUUUAAAGCAAAAUCCACAGAUGGUCCUGGUUCCAUUGAACAAUAAAUCCUUCUGUCCUGUUUCCCCACCACACCCCCACCUUGCUUUACCACCCACUUCACGGCUGUCUGCCAAAAUCCCUUCUCCCUGUUUGAAGAGAAUCGUUCCCUCCUCUCAUUGUAGGCUCUACAUAGUUAGUGUCCUUCAGGGAACUCCUGCUUUCAUGACCAAUCCAGUUUGCUAAUUUACAGGCAUGUACACCCUUCCCACAAGAUUGUUUCCUUUCUGAUAGGGUGUGGAAUGUUUUGGUUUAUGUGUGAUUUUUGGCCCGGGUGCUUGAUCUAGGUUGGGGAAAUUAGUGGGGAAACUGUUAUGCGUUUCUGGCUUAUUUCUUGCAAAUAAUGUGUUACAGCUUUUCUGGAAUGCUGUUCUUCUGAGCUACAGUGUGUUCAUAAUACAUCCAGAGCAGUAGAGUCACGACAAUGGUUUCUAUCAUUCAGACUGAAAAGACGUUAAGCACCCAGCUGUAAAACGUCUUUGUUGAGCUGCUUCAGUCUUCCCAGGAGUUUCCGCCACCUCACUUGCUGUGGCAAAUGCUCAGGUGGACUCUGGUGAGCGAAACGAGCUUGAGCUUCCCGCUCCAAGUUCCCCUUGGAGCCGGAAGUGGAGGAAAUUAUCCCACCCCUUGCCCAUAUCCCUGAUUUGGAGGAUGUCUGGGGUUUGUUUUGGAAUUAACAUUCAGAGUCGUGUUGAAGGGCCAGAACUGCAGUACCAAAACAACAAGCCUCAGCUACCUGUCUCUGAACCUGAGAGGGAGGAAGAGUGGGGUCUUCUCCACUUGGUUCUGCACCUUCUGGGCGGUCCAGUCAAGGAAACAUAUGCGCCCCCCCAUCCCUGAGCUGGAGGCCGAGAGAGGGGUUCUGAUUACCUCUGUACCCAUCAGGCAUUCUGAUCACCCAGCAAGCAUAAAAACAAAGUAGCCCCAGCUGCCCCCUCUAAGGAAAGGAGGGGCCCAGUGUUCCCAGUGUAAUCUUUUUCAUCUGUGUGCAGAAUGAGUUUUGUUCUAGGUGGCAGUAUCAAGGCAGUGUGUGUCUUGCACACCCCCAGAGUGUGUACAAGGUCCCACAGUGGGACCUUCCUGAUUCAGCCUGAGCGGGAUCGAAAAUUAACUGAGCGGACAUCAAAAAUUGUGUGAGCUCAAACACGUGUGCACUCCUUAGAGAGAAUACUGGAGGGGCCUACCUGUGAAUAAGUCCAAUGGAGUUCAGUGGGCCCAACUCGCAGCUGUGUGUGCAGGGUCAUUAAGAAUAUAAGGACAGCCCUGCUGGAUCAGGCUCAAGGCUCAUCUAGUCCAGCAUCCUGUUUCUCUCUCGCAGUCGCUCUCCUCACACAAUUCUACACCCACUUAUCUUGGAGUAAGCCCAAUGAACACAGUGGGACCCACUUCUUCAGAAACAUGCACAGCAUUGUGCAAAGGGGCAGGAUCCUGGCUACUACAAAUUUUAGCUUGGUUAGUAAGGCUAGUGAAAAUAUGUGGACCCAUGCCAGGGGUCCAGUAUCAAAUAUAUCCACCCUCCUUCCCUUCACCAUUAGGUUGCCCACUGGUGGCUUUUGACCCUCGGCCUCCAGAAUGCUUGGUUCUGGCCCUGGCUUCUGGUCUAGGACUUCUAGGAACACAUUUCCAGCUGAUUCCUAGAUGCUGAGAGGUUGCUGGUUUUCUGCCGGAUGUCUCGUUUCUUCUCAUUGCCCACAUGCCAAGAAUAUUACAGGUUGAGUUCUGAGAACAGCACCUUACUUGGAGUUCAUCAGAUAAGUUCACAGUGCCUUUCUUGUUUGGUCUGUGUGGCUCCAACGUGUUAAGUGCAUUAGGGUGGGAGACAGGUGGGCCUAAUAAAGCUGAAAGUUAGUCCGGGUGGUGAUGGAGAAGGAAAUGCUCCCGUCAUCUCUGAUCCUUGUAGAAGCUAACUGAAGCUUAAUGAAAACUCCAAACCCAAAUCGAAGAAACACAGAGGGUUGCAUUCACUCUAGCACUUUAUACCUAAAACGAUGAAUGCAAGCACCCCCACCACUUUUUAGGUUUGCACUGUACUAGUUUGGUAUUCAUUUAUUCAUUCAUUCAUUCAUUCAUUCUCUCUCUCUCUCUCUCUCCCAUAUCACCUUUUCCCUCUCAGUAUGAUACAUGUAAACCAAAGAAAAGCAGAAGCUUUAAAUCUAGCUAAGACGGUGUAGAGCUAUAUUGGGGAUAAGAAGCAGCAAAUGCUGUGGAUGUAGAAUAGGAGUAAGCCAAUACAAGAACUAAUGUUUCUAGCAACGUCCAAAAAUCAGAGAGAGUAACUUGGUGUUCUCUACAAGAAGAAAGGGGGUGGGCAGUACCAGGGAGCAGAAGACACUAGAAAGGCCAUUACCCUCAACCGGUGCAAAGAAGCAGGCUAUUGAGAAAAGCUGGGGGGGGGAGGGAAACUCCUUUCCAGGCGCACUUGAACUUUAUCCAGUCCCUCCCCCAAGUGGCGUUGCUUGUCUAGUCCUAUAGAAUACUGGGUUGCCCUAGCUGAAGAACUCAGACAUCACUCCAUGCAAGGAUUAAAUAAGAACAGUUGCCCAUGAAAAAGGGAUUUACACCCCAACGGUGUUUGUCUUCCGCAGCUUAUUUCAGUACAUAGUGUGCAUGUUUGAAACAUAGUGUAUGCGUAGGUGCACUAAUUUAAAACUGUAGAUGCAGGAUUAAGCUUGCUUGCUUGGUUUCCCCCCUUGGGUCGCAUCCGUACGUUCCCACUCCAGGAGUGUUCUUUCUCCAGCUCUGCGGCAAAAUGCUUUCCCCCACAUUGCCUCUGGUCAGCCCCAAUGUGAAUGGAGCCAGGCAAAACCCAUGUGUGGCUAUUGGUCAUGACAGUCCUGCUAGCAUGUCUGCCACUCGCUGUAUGUUUUAUUGGAUUGCAUUUUAGCCUCUGGCCAAAUUUUGUCAGUGCAAACUGGUGUGGCUGCAGCUUGGGUGUAACUGCAGGGAGGCUGGACUGCAUGGCAAGGGGUUUGUGUGGAAGGGCUCCUGAUUUGUUUGCGAGUGGGGUUUUUUUUUGGGGGGGGGGGGUCAUCAUGCUCGUGCCAUUUACCAUGGCAUGGGGGAAACUGCCAAGAUGUCAUGGGGAGCCCCUUUGGACAAAAGACUUGCCCUGUGGACCUGCCCUUCACACACAUCUUCCAUUUCAAGAGGCUGCCAGGCCACAGUUUGGACAUAUCAACUGAGCCUUUGGCUAUGUUCUGUUGGAGACAGCUGUUUAAAGCAGUCUAAGGUCAGCUGAACAAACUCUCCUUUCUUGGCUUUCUCCCAAAUAGAGAUAAUUUGCUAAUGAUCUGCAAAGCGGCACCUUUGGACUAGGCUUAACUGCAUGCUCCCUUGAGUCUCACUGCUGCGUGUUGAGAAGCUGGAGCAUUGAUCUUGACUGUUCUCCCUCCUCAUGGUGAUCCCCCACCUCCCAAAGAGGCUGCAGCAAGUGAGGAAGCAAUAAACAUCACCCAUCACCCCCUGGAUCGAAUUGGGUCAAACCUGAAUGCCUUUUAUACUGCCGUCAGUUGGCAUUUCGUUAUCAUUUUGGCAUAUGCUGUGUAUAUACUCAUGCAUGUUCCAAAAGAUGCACAGCCAUACAGCUGUUUAUGAUAGAACGUCUUUUCCCCUCCAGGAGGGUGUUUCAGAUGGUUUCAGGGCAGUUGUAGAAACAAGAGGUUUUGGAAGAAAGUGUUGCCACAACUUGCUUUGAAGUGAGCCUCUAAUUAGAGAGUGGAUUCUAGGGUUGAUUCUCUUCAUAGGUCCUUCUUAUGCAAGGUGUGAGGAGACAUUCUGACCAAAAACCUGUGUGGGGGAAAAUCAUUCUAACGGAUGGAUACUGUGGGUAUGUUGGAGUGGAUUCUUUGUAAGGAUAGCGAGAUGAAGCACAUUGCACACAAGGUGUCCUGAACUGUAGACCUUGCUUUCAUUUCUUGAGUGUUAUUACAGAAAUUGCACAAGUGCCCCAGGGAAUCCAGACUGCAUCACAGCUUUGAAGUGGAGCCUGGCUAGGAAAUCCAGGUGCAGAUUGAUGCACCUGUGCUGGCUGUCCAAACUGAGGAAGAAUAGACCCUGCUGCCCUUACAGUUGCAUUGUGGCAGCAGCCUCCAGUAAAGGCACAGCCCUGAGUGUUGGCUUCUCUGUUCUCCUUGUUGCUGCAAGCCUUGUGUGCUCUAGGGUUUUUUAAGGAGCUAGAACGGGCUCCUUAGGAGGAUGACACAGCCCUGCACUCAGAACUGCAAGAUGAAGGUACUUCCUAGCCAGAUUAUUUGAAGGAUGCCACCUUUGAAUCCUGAAGAAGGAAGCAAGCACGUUGCUAGGGGAACCGGCACUGCAGUAGAUGGCUCAGGAAACUUGGCAAUACUUGAAGCAUACAAGGGGGCUUGCAUGCUGAACAAUGCAAGAGCUAGAGUCCCUUGGAGAAAAAGUACUUUUGCUACAGUAUCGGGAGGAAAGCCUCCUUAAGUCCUGUGGCGUGAGUUGGCGUGGAGGUUGGUGAUGGUUGGUGAUGGUCAUGCUUAUUGAGGGAAACUGAUUCUCUCCUGUCUCCUGUUUUGGCUUACACUUUUCAAUUCAGGUUUUGAGUACAGCUAACCAAGCUUCAAUCACAGCCACUGAACACAUUGACUGGUGUUUUUUCAUCUGCCUUCUUAAUCUACUUUGAAACACAGCCCUUCUUGAAAUGUUUCCAGUCACGUUUGCUCUCAUUGUCUCGCUCUUCUUCUUCUUCCCCACCUCUUCCUCCUCUUUCUUCUUGAAAAAGGGAGACGCUGUGUUCUCUUGCAGUUUUGCCAAAGCUAGGCUUUUCAGCCUGGUAAUAUGUCUUCACGUUGUUGAAAGAAAGAGAAGCCCCAGCAGUCUGAGAAAUCAUAUACAAGCAUCAUAAGACCUUUGCCUUUGUAGAUGAGGCACCUCAGAAACCCCACAUCUUGUCUCCAGGUCUGAAUUGUCAAAAGGUCUUCCUGAUUUACCAAAGGUGCUCCACUUCACAAACGGAUGGUCUUGCCAUCUCUGUGCAGAUGCCAACCAUGUUCCCAAAGCCUUCUGUUGUUGUUGCAAAACUGCAGUUAUGCAAGAAUCCACGGGACACCUUUCUUUUCCACAAGUAGCUGCCUGAUUUUAUUGUUUUUUUGUUUUUGUUUUAAAUAUAGAUAUAUUAUAUGGAGAGCUUUUACGAUCAAUACAUUGAGGGUAGGAGGGUGGGGGAAAGAGAACCCUGAAUGCUUAACCACAAAGGGGGUUUCGUAUCUCAUAAAAUGAAAUAUGUAUCUAAUGAAUUAUAUAUAAAUAUAUAUAAAUAUAUAGGCAUAUAUCAGCUCUUUCCUCCUCAAUGGCUGCAAUUCCUUAUGCAAUGACAUGAUUGAUGUGUCACUUCCUGAAAUGUAUGCAGAUCUGGGGGUUCCAACCCCUCUCUCUCUUUCUAGAAACUUUGUCAUAGGUUCUCCUGCCUUUGAUAGCCGCGUGGCUGGGGGGGAAGGUGAGAAAGGCAGAGAGAUGGGUCUACUUAACUGGUAAGCCAACAAAUAAUUCACCUAAGUGCUCCUGUGAGCAGGUCCUCACAAGCUAGCAUUUUGCCUGUCCCGUGGUUCCCGUGGCUCUGUGUUGUUACCACAGGCCUGGGUGAGCUGUGGCAUUUCAUCUUUGUAUUCUGCGAUUUUUAAAAUUAAAUAAAUAUGUUUAAAAAAACCACA
Molecule: messenger RNA, 14889 nt
Organism: Hemicordylus capensis (graceful crag lizard)
Lineage: Eukaryota; Metazoa; Chordata; Lepidosauria; Squamata; Cordylidae
Product: cyclic AMP-dependent transcription factor ATF-7
Exons: 13
Coding region: 250-1698 (482 amino acids)
Biological process (GO): regulation of transcription by RNA polymerase II
Molecular function (GO): cAMP response element binding; DNA-binding transcription factor activity, RNA polymerase II-specific
Source: RefSeq, a predicted model, not a curated record